Messenger RNA from Mycena indigotica, 3021 nucleotides. Its product is annotated as Quinate utilization pathway activator. The transcript is spliced from 17 exons. Gene Ontology annotation, biological process: regulation of DNA-templated transcription; DNA-templated transcription. Lineage: Eukaryota; Fungi; Basidiomycota; Agaricomycetes; Agaricales; Mycenaceae. The coding region runs from base 1 to 3021 and encodes 1006 amino acids. Gene Ontology annotation, molecular function: ubiquitin-like modifier activating enzyme activity; DNA binding; DNA-binding transcription factor activity, RNA polymerase II-specific. The record is from RefSeq and is a predicted model, not a curated record.
AUGUCUACCACGUCCUUUACUUUUUCUGCUUCAACUUCGAUGUAUGCUGACGAUUUCCGUAGGCGCCAGUCUCAGAGUUGCGAUGCGUGUCGAGCCAGAAAAGUCCGCUGCGCCAGAGAAAAUCCCGAAGACCAGAAACAGUCGUGCAAACACUGCAUAACGCUUGGUAUUCCUUGCACCUAUGACUACCAACCAAAAAAACGCGGCCCUCCAAACCUGUAUUUGCGGAGAUUACAAGAGGCCGCUGCCGCGGCUGCUGCUGUAACUUCGCCAACCAGCGAAACCCCUACAACCGACCAUGAGCCUUCAACUUCACCGGUAUCCAGCCCAAUCCAGAAAAAUUUGUCCGUUGGCUCGAAGAGUCCACCACCAGGCUAUCUUGAGCCAACUCUCAAACCCUCAGUUACAAGCAUCGCCGUUCCUCCCUCCCGCUACCAAAUCGCCGCCGACACCUUCCAUCCUCAGUUCAGCUCGCCACCAACCAACUUCAUUCGUCCCGCUGAAAUGGCCAACAUGAAACUUGAGGAGUUUCACUCACCGUCCGAGUCAUUCAGCACUUAUCCCUUACACAACUGGUCGUAUAAACAACAUCAAGCCCUCCCUCCGCAUCCGCCAAACAUUGUCCCCCCACUCUCCUACUACUAUCGACCACGACGAUUGGACGAGAUUGCCCCACGAGAUACCAUCUCGUUAAUCAUCGCGUUAUUCUUCGACUUUGUUUACCCUCUCACUCCCUGCAUUCACAAACCUUCCUUCAUGGCUGAUCUACAUGCCCGCCGAGAAGAACGGGACCCCCUAUUUUUCGCUCUUGUCAUGUCGACUGUUGCGUCGACUCUGGUCCAAGUCCCAAGGUCUUACGUUCCAAUGGAGCGGCCCGUAGUCCGCAAGUUGGCACAGACUUGCCACGAAGCCAGUCGUCAUAUAACGAUUGCCUCGUACGACCCACCAACGUCGAUGCACGUGGUCAUUCGAUACUUCGAUUGCAUCUACCAUUUCUGUGAGGGUCAUGAUGCCACACAACACGCAGCCUUUGGGGAAGCUGCCCAUAUUGCGGUCACGUUGAGACUUCAUGAGGAAGCCGCCUACGAAGGCAUCGAUCCCAUUGAGUGCGAGGUGCGACGUCGGGUAUUCUGGCUUCUUUUUGGAGCGGACAAGUCCAUGUCGAUUCUUCUUGGUCGGCCCAUCUGCUUGCGUGAUGAGGACUGCACUCUGCACUUCCCCAAAGAACUGGAUGAUGAAUACAUCACUCCCAGCGCAUAUCUUCCUCAACCGCAAGGCAAAACGGCUAUUGUUUCCGGACUCAACUAUACGUCGAGAAUAUUCGCUCUCCUCGGCGAAAUCCUUGUGCGGAUUAGGGUCGACAAGCGGUCUCCGCCGCAAGGGCAAUUUGCAACUGCUCGUCUUGAAGAAGUCCAAUCACUCCAUAGUCGCAUCUGUGCAGCACUGUCGCAUUGCCCCGAACCUUUGCGUCUCAAGCGAUCAUUCUCGACCAAUGUACCACCCGAAUAUGGAGGGGCCGGAUUCCGACAAGCUACUUUUGCGGAGGUCAAAGACUUCUUUGACAACCCCAAUGCAUCAAGGGAAAAUGCUCUCAAUCCGUUCCUUGUUGUUCAGGGCAAUAUCUAUGUCACUCAGCAACUGGUUCGGUUCGUCAUCGAGCAGUACCGUGAUGAGUUGAUGCUGCAAAUAAACGGCGCCAUCGACGAACACAAGGUCGCAGAGGAUCGCGAGGCAGUUGCUAGUGACCUCUUGAACAUCUUACACAGCAUUCCCAUCCAAUCAAUCGCAACGAAUGGGCCGAGUUUAGUUCACAAAGUCCGCUUCGUGGCGUCCACCUUAUUGGAUGCUGUUCGAAAAGCAGAGACAGCGCCUGCGUCAGCCGCGCGAGCUCAUGCCUAUCUCUGGGACUUUUUAAGCAUCCUGUCGGAAAUUGAGCGGAACUAUUUGCUCGAUGACGACAGGGACGGGACUUCAUCAGGCGACGUAUGGCAUGGCUAUGAUGACGUGAUUCGCUUUUCUGGUCUUAUUAUUGUUGUUGCUCUCGACGAAUACCCUUUAUUGAUGAGAAAUGCGACGAUUCUGGUUGUGCGCUUGAAGGGUACUGCAACUGAAGUAAUCAAGAAUAUUGUGCUGGCCGGAAUUGGAAAACUUGUCAUCAUGGAUUCCGAAGACGUUGUCGAGGAAGAUCUUGGCUCCGGCUUCUUUUUCAGAGAUGAGGAUGUCGGCAAAAAGCGGGUCCUCGCAGCACGGGAACGCAUAGAGAGCCUUAAUCCGUCUGUGACCAUUGAGACAAUCGCCACUUUUCCCGCAGGAGAAGAGCUCGAUGCGAUCGUACAAACCGUAGACUUGGUUUGCGUGACCGAUUGGGACAAGGAGGGCCUACUAAAAUUUAACGCGACUUGUCGGCGGUUGGCGAAACCACUCUAUGCCGGCGGCACAUACGGCAUUCUGGGCUAUAUAUUUUGUGAUUUGCUUGCCCAUGAAUACGUUGCACCGUUGGUUAUUUUUUUAUUUGCUAGCGCCCCGUUUUCUCAACAUGGUUUCGCUAGUCACGACCGAUCCGUCCCAAAAGAUGCGCAAAAGAACAUCAAAUAUACUGUUGCAUACCCAACAUUGACUGAGGCAUUGACUCACAAGUGGACACAGCUGACCAAACGACAAACGAAAGAGGUGAAUCCUGCUGCUGUGUUUACUAUUCUUGGUCUAUGGGAGUACCAAAAACGACAUGGAAGACUACCGGCCGGUGCCGCGGCUGCCACUGAGCUCCAAUCACUGUCUGAUUCCUUGCUUUCUGCAGCAGAUGUGAGAAAACAGGUGCUCGAGUCGGUACCGUCGGAGCUUAUACAAUCGCUGUCUGAUACUGCAACGGCCGAGUUUUCUCCUGUGUGCGCCAUUGUGGGUGGUAUGCUUGCUCAAGACAUUCUCAAAACGCUUGCGGCUCGCGAUCCUCCCAUCGCCAACUUCUUCACAUUUGAUGGCAAUACUGGCGCAGGAACUGUUUGUCGUAUGUCCAUGCCUUGA